Molecule: messenger RNA, 1772 nt
Organism: Melitaea cinxia (Glanville fritillary)
Lineage: Eukaryota; Metazoa; Arthropoda; Insecta; Lepidoptera; Nymphalidae
Gene: Cyp6ab5
Product: cytochrome P450 6B7-like
Exons: 2
Coding region: 50-1576 (508 amino acids)
Molecular function (GO): oxidoreductase activity, acting on paired donors, with incorporation or reduction of molecular oxygen; heme binding; monooxygenase activity
Source: RefSeq, a predicted model, not a curated record
AUAUAAGUAAUAGUAAAUGUAAGACGUAUUACGUGCGUGCGUUAUUAAAAUGUUUUAUUUUGUAUUAAUAGUUCUAAUAAUAGUGUUGUAUUUAUAUGGGACAAGAACUUUUGGAUAUUGGAGAAAAAGAGGUGUGAAAAAUGAUCCCCCUAUAUGUUACUUUGGAAAUAAUUUGAGACAGUUUCUACAACAAUUAAGCAUUGCGAUGUUGGCCACAGAAACGUACAGAAGAUACCCUGAAGAGAAAGUGGUGGGGUUUUUUAGAAGUACAACACCAGAAUUAGUUAUAAGAGAUCCAGAAAUAGCAAAAAGAAUAUUGAGUACAGAUUUUCAUCAUUUCUAUGCUAAGGGGUUUAAUCAACACAAGACAGUAACGGAACCGUUAAUGAAAAAUUUAUUUUGUGCCGAUGGAGAUUUGUGGAAAGUGAUUAGGAAGGGAUUCAGCCCAUCUUUUAGUUCAGGUAAAAUUAAAGCAAUGUUUUCAAUAAUAACUCAAAGGGCAGAAGACCUUCAAUUAUUAGCUGAAGAAAUUUCGAAAUUAGAAUAUUACGAUGUUCGAGAACUUAUGGCGAGGUAUACGACUGACUUUAUUGGCGUGUGUGGUUUUGGUAUAAAUAUAAAUUCGUUAAACCAAGAAAACUCAGAAUUUAGAAAACUGGGAAAAAGAAUAUUUCACAGGUCUUUUAGAGAUGCUAUUGCAGCGGCUGGGAAGUACAUGUUCCCAGAAUUAUGUAAAAAUGUGUAUUUUUUAUCACGCGAAAUAGAAAAUUCGAUGAAUUAUUUUGUCAAAGAUAUUCUAACAACCAGGAACUACAAGCCAUCAGGACAAAAUGAUUUUGUUGAUUUGUUGUUAGAAUUAAGACAAAAGGGAAAAUUGACAGCAGAAUCCAUAGAAUAUAAAGACAAAAAUGGCAAACCAAAAAUGAUUGAGCUGGAACUAGAUGAUAGUUUGCUAACUGCGCAAAUUUUUGUAUUUUUUGGAGGUGGUUUUGAAACAUCUUCUGUUGCGGCUAGCUUUAUAUUGCAUCAGCUUGCAUUACAUACGGACUAUCAAAAAAAAGUUCAAGCUGAAAUGGAUAAAGUAUUACCGAAAUAUAACAACAAGAUAACAUACGAAGCUAUUAAUGAAAUGACUUCUUUAGAAAAGACAUUUUACGAGGCGAUGAGAAUGUACCCACCUGUAGGUGUCCUGAUGAGAAAGUGCACAUCUCCUACGUAUACGAUUCCAGAAAUAGGUGUAACAAUAAAUGAGGGAGUUCCAGUUAUCAUACCUGUACAAGCUUAUCAUAUGGAUGAGAAAUAUUUUAAGGAACCAGAAAAAUUCGACCCAGACCGGUUUCGAUCUGCAAACGAUUUUAAGACUAACGUUUUCUUACCUUUUGGAGAUGGCCCUCGUACAUGUAUAGCUGCGAGAUUAGGAAAGCUUUUAGUCAUGGCCGGUGUUGCUGCUAUAUUACAGAAGUUUACCGUCGAGCCUUGUCCUUUGACUAAGCUGAAUCCGGAACCUCAACCUAUGGCAACUGUAUCUGAAAGUUUCGUUGGUGGACUACCACUUAAGCUAAGAAAAAGGGUCUAAGAGUUUGAUUAUAUAUAUGUUUUUAUUAUAAGGGUUUAAAAAAUAUAUUAAACAAUUAAAGACUCAUAUUAACACACUUAACUUUUAUUUACUUUAAUUAGAUGGUUAGCGAUGUGUCGUAUCCAUAAAUAUACAAACUUAUAAGAUUUCAAAUUAACAUGGUUCUUUUGAUUACAAAAUUAUUCAAAACGGGAUA